This is a messenger RNA of Asparagus officinalis (garden asparagus), 1630 nucleotides long. RefSeq names its product serine carboxypeptidase-like 40. The transcript is spliced from 8 exons. Gene Ontology annotation, molecular function: serine-type carboxypeptidase activity. The record is from RefSeq and is a predicted model, not a curated record. Bases 1 to 1497 code for a protein of 498 amino acids. Gene Ontology annotation, biological process: proteolysis. NCBI's taxonomy places the organism in Eukaryota, Viridiplantae, Streptophyta, Magnoliopsida, Asparagales, Asparagaceae. Gene Ontology annotation, cellular component: vacuole.
AUGAGGCAUCAUAUGACCCUGAUUCACCUUACUUCCUGCCUCUAUUUCUUCUCCUUCUACCUUUGUACUGUGAAUGGCUAUGGCGAUCUUCAUUUUGAUCCAAUCGACAAGUUUGUUAUAAAGGCUAUACAAAGAAGGGAUUUAGAAGUGGAUGUAUCAAGAUUGGAUAAUGUUGCAGCUCAUACAUCGGUGUACAUCAGUGCACAGGAUGGGCUAAUGGAAGCUGAUAAGAUAGAUAAAUUGCCUGGGCAACCUGAAGGUGUUGAUUUUGAUCAGUACGCUGGCUAUGUCACUGUUGAUCCUAUUGCUGGCCAUGCACUAUUCUACUAUUUUGUUGAGGCUACUCAGGAUCCAGCAUCAAAGCCGCUACUGCUGUGGCUUACCGGAGGACCCGGAUGUUCUUCCUUUGGUCAUGGGGCAAUGACGGGACUGGGACCUUUCAGAGUCAACAGCGAUGGAAAGACUCUUAUUCGAAAUGAAUAUGCAUGGAAUAAAGUUGCAAGUAUCAUAUUCCUUGAGUCUCCUGUUGGUGUGGGAUUUUCAUACUCAAAUACAACAUCAGAUUAUGAUCAAAUUGGAGACACGAAAACUGCUCAAGGAUCCUACACCUUUAUUGUCAAUUGGCUAGAAAGAUUUCCACAAUACAAGACUCAAGGUUUCUAUAUAGCUGGCGAUGGUUAUGCAGGACACUAUGUGCCUCAGCUUGCUUAUACAAUCCUUGUAAACAACAAGCUCAACAAUCAAACUAUCAUCAAUCUCCAAGGAAUUGCAAUUGGCAAUGGCUGGAUGGAUGAUGAGGCUACUCUGAGAGGGAUGUACGACUAUUGGUGGACGCACAAUCUCAUUCCAAAUGAAAUACACGACGGCAUUACUUCCCGUUGUAACUUCUCUUCUACUGCACAUAAAUCAGCAUCGUGUCAAAAGUAUCUUGAUAAAGCACAGUCGUCAAGGGGGGACAUAUACAUUUACGACAUCUACUCAACAUCAUGUAAUUCUAGUUCUCAUCAUGUCCUCUCCAGUGGAGGAUUUGAUACUUGUUCAUAUGCCUACACACGAUCCUACCUUAACCUUCCGCAAGUGCAAGAAGCACUACAUGCCAACAUAACUGCUCUUCCAUAUAUUUGGGAAGCUUGCACUUCUGUCAUAGAGAGUUGGAAGGAUUGGCAUCCAACCAUCCUGCCUACAAUCAAGCUACUGACAGAGCGUAACUUAAGAUUGUGGAUAUAUAGUGGGGAUACUGAUGCCAGAGUCUCCAUAACAUCUACUAAUUACUUCAUAGACAAACUUAACAUAUCGGUGAAUACCUCAUGGUACCCAUGGUAUGCAAAAGGGGAGAUCGCUGGGUAUGCAAUUGGAUAUCAAAACCUUACCUUUGCCAGUGUUCGCGGUGGUGGACAUUUCGUUCCAAGUUUUCAGCCAGAUCGUGCACUCACCCUCUUCUCAUCUUUCUUAGAAGGAAAGCUUCCUCCGAAUUCUCCUUCAGACUUUGGAAAUUAAUUUAGUCACUUAGUUCACUGAGCUAAUGGUGAGGAUAUAUCAGUUCGGUGAUUGUAUUAAGUCUAAAUAGAUAAACGUAUGCUCCCAAGAGUAACUAUUUUAUAUUCAUGUCUGAAGCAACACGGCCUGAGGA